Molecule: messenger RNA, 2673 nt
Organism: Paracoccidioides lutzii Pb01
Product: serine/threonine-protein kinase sck1
Exons: 3
Coding region: 1-2673 (890 amino acids)
Biological process (GO): protein phosphorylation
Molecular function (GO): protein serine/threonine kinase activity; ATP binding
Source: RefSeq, a predicted model, not a curated record
AUGGCGAUGAGCGGUCAAGUUAGGGGAACCGAGCCUUGGAUAUUCAUGGGUGUUUGUUUUCUUUGGGAAGGGAAAUGGUUCCUCUUCGUAUCGCAACUACCAGAAAAUGGUGACGGAAUAGGUUCUACAACCCCACCAAAUGGGAUCUCCACGACACCAAAUCCAGAAUUCACCGAUAAACGUCUCCCAAGUAUAAUACCCAGCUAUUUUCAGGUUCGUGGUUUCGAUUCUAUUAAAGAAUACGAUUCUCUUGCACAUCCUCAGGUUGAAAUAGAGGCCGAGGCUUCCUCUGACACUGACUCAUUAUCUGAGUCCAUUGUCAUGCUGGAACGAGAUCAGCCCUCCCCAUCUCAACCUGAGAAGCCAUCAGAGGAGGAUGCGUUUUCGAACAUCAGCUCGUUACCUAACCCUCCCCUCUCUGCUUCUUGUUCCAUUCUACAAAAGGAACCAGAAGAAGCUGAGAAUGGCGCGCCUACUGAGAGAGGAAUGGGUUCUAUCUGCCGCGCAAUAAAGAACCUGCUGUCGCAGAAUUCUUUAAAGAUUGGACGGCACACAUCAGAUCCUGUUCCUUGCAGCAUCUCACACGAUCCUGUCCUUGCAUCUCACUUUGCUAAUCCAUGUCUCCCUACUUCCCCAACCUUAUCUCCUUCUAAUCAAUCUUGCCCGCUUUCCAAUUCGUCUGAAGAGCUGGCGAAGCUGACUGCCAAUCAACUACGAAAGAAUACACCCCCGCUCACCCCACGAGCAAUGUCAUCGAAUGAAAUUCCUCAAGCGGACGUAGUGGCCCGUUCUCCUGCUCAUAGCCAUCCUGAACCGCCAAGAUCAAGCCUGCAAACCCCUAAACCGUCUUCUUCUCACUCUACCGCCUUAUCAGAGAACCAAGGAAUUCCAGUAGGCUCACUCAAGGGGAAAUUAUCCGUCAAAAUAUCUGAGGGAAGGGGAUUGCGCCCGAGCUCUGAUCCUUACGUUGUCUGCGUCUUUGAGUUGAAUGAAUACAUUUCAAACGGUGCUCAAACUGAGGAGCCUAUCGAAUUCGAGCCCGAGAAUGGAACAAAUGAGACACUAUCAUCUGUACCGAUCCAACGAUCCAACAGUGAUUCAGGUCGCCCCAUGGCUAUCCCAAUGAAAAGUCGACAAAGUAGUAACAACAGCUUGUUGGAUAGGCAUGACCAUAAGGGGCUAAGUGAGGUUACGGAUCCUUUGUGGAAUCAUGAAGCCGUUUUUGAUGUCCUUGGGGAUGAAUCUGAAAUUGAAGUUUCGGUUUACGAUCGAUCGAACCACGAAGCGUUCUUGGGUCACGUAAAGUUGCGUGUCAGUUUUAAGGAAGAUAACAAAUUAAUAGCAGGAUGGUAUCCUCUUGUGGUUCGUGAUCGCGGUGACGGCUAUGUGUCGGGAGAGAUACAUUUAGAAAUGAGCUUUCAGAAAACAGACAAGAAGCAGUUUGGACCAAAUGAUUUCCAAAUCCUUAAACUCAUAGGGAAGGGAACGUUUGGGCAAGUCUAUCAAGUGAGAAAAAAGGACACCCAGAGAAUCUACGCGAUGAAGGUCCUUUCCAAAAAGGUGAUCAUUCAGAAAAAAGAAGUAGCCCAUACACUUGGCGAAAGGAACAUCCUGGUCCGGACUGCUAUGACGAAUUCUCCUUUCAUAGUUGGCCUCAAAUUUUCUUUUCAAACACCCACAGAUUUGUACCUUGUCACAGACUACAUGUCUGGAGGUGAGCUGUUCUGGCAUCUGCAAAAAGAAGGGAGAUUUCAUGAAGCUAGAGCGAAGUUUUACAUCGCUGAGUUGAUACUAGCUUUGCAGCAUCUACACGAACAUGACAUAGUGUAUCGAGACCUCAAGCCAGAAAACAUCCUACUUGAUGCAAAUGGUCACAUUGCGCUCUGCGAUUUCGGUCUAUCCAAGGCAAACUUGACCAAAAACCAAACGACAAACACGUUUUGUGGCACAACAGAGUAUCUUGCCCCAGAAGUUCUCCUUGACGAACAAGGUUACACAAAAAUGGUGGACUUUUGGUCAUUGGGUGUACUGGUUUUCGAAAUGUGCUGCGGAUGGAGUCCGUUCUACGCAGAUGAUACGCAGCAAAUGUAUAAGAACAUCGCCUUCGGGAAAGUGAGAUUUCCCCGUGAUGCUCUCAGUUCUGAGGGACGCAAUUUUGUCAAGGGCCUCCUUAACCGAAACCCGAGGCAUAGACUUGGAGCUUCUGAUGAUGCCAGAGAACUUAUGGCCCACCCCUUUUUCCACGACGUUGAUUGGGAGGCCUUAGGCAAGAAGAACGUGGCCCCUCCGUUUAAACCGAAAUUGAAAUCAGAGAUGGAUACCUCCUACUUCGAUCCGGAGUUUACAACUGCGCUGGAUCAUGCGACCUCCCUAAAUGCACGCGCCGCUGCACUUGCAGCUGGCGCCAUGCCAGCAUCAACUCCCAUAUCUCCGGGAAUGCAGGCCAAUUUCCGAGGAUUUACAUUUGUCAAUGAAAGCUCUAUGGACCAACAUAUGAAGGAUGUUCAUAUGGAGGGAAGUUACAGGCCAGAUGAUACCUGGGUAAAACAAUCACACCGUCCCAUAGGUAGUGGAAGGGCAGAACAUCGUAUGAGCGGCAUUGUGAAAACGAGCGAACCCACUGAAGGUGCUGGUAUUUUUGGUGAUGAAGACUACCACUUCGAUAUGCAGUGA